AUGACAAACUCAUCCAACGAAAGUGCAGUCAAUUCUCCAUAUGUGCUACAACCAACUGACAAUCUUGGAGUUUCUCUAGUCACUUGCUUACUCAAAGAGGAUAAUUGUUCAACAUGGCAAAGAGCCAUCACGAAUGCCUUAUUAGCCAAAAACAAAAUGGGAUUUGUGGAUGGUUGUCUUCCACGACCUGAAGCAAAUUCACCAGAUGAAGCUGCAUGGAUUAAGAGAAAUUCCAUGGAGCUUUGGAAAGAUUCGGAGGAGCGAUUCUCACAAGGAAAUGCACCUUGUGUUCAUCAACUAAAGAUGGAGAUUGUUAAUACUCAACAGAGGGAUCAAUCGGUGGUCACUUACUACACCAAAUUGAAGGGAUUAUGGGACGAAUAUGGAUCGUAUUCUAACACACCAAAAUGCACUUGUGGCACUAUUAAGGAAUUUGCUACAGAAAAAGAAAAAGAGAAGGUUCUUCGGUUCCUUAUGGGAUUGCAUGACAAGUUUAAUGUUGUUCGAUCUCAAAUUUUAAAUAUUGAACCUUUGCCCUCUUUAGCUCGUGUUUAUGGUUUGGUGGCACAAAAAGAACGAUAG
Hevea brasiliensis (rubber tree) is the source of this 582-nucleotide messenger RNA. RefSeq lists its product as uncharacterized. The transcript is spliced from 2 exons. NCBI's taxonomy places the organism in Eukaryota, Viridiplantae, Streptophyta, Magnoliopsida, Malpighiales, Euphorbiaceae. The coding region runs from base 1 to 582 and encodes 193 amino acids. The record is from RefSeq and is a predicted model, not a curated record.